GAGCACUGUCUACCUCUUCCUUCUCCCCUACUACCUCCAUCCGCCCAACUCUGCCCUCCAUGCCCUUCCCCUCCUUCCCCCAUUCAACUUUCUCUCCCCUCUUCUCCACCUCCUUCCCUCAUCCAACCACCAGGCAUCACUUCCCAUUUCUAUUUCUGGGCCAGGGCUGCUGUCAGAGGGAGGCUCUAACCCAGCAGGCUGCUGAAAGGACCCACAGGCCAGUGAUCAGGGGCCUGGCUCAGCACGAAGGCAGGACAAUGGCGAGGGACAAUAUCUAUGAGAACAUGCUGAUGACGGAAGCUGCUCCCCGGCCCAAAGGAAAUCCUCCCGAGACAUCGGUCCUUUGGCGGCAGAGGGGGCGGGGCAUCGUCACUGCUGUCCUUCUCCUCCUGAGUCUGGCCCUGGCCACGUCCCUCCUUGCUGUGACGCUUCUAUAUCUCCGGGCACAGAGCAAGCUGCAAGCAGUUGAAGAAGCGGUGCAGAAGCUCCAAGUCUCUCUGCAGCCUGACGACGCCUCGGACGUGUCAGCAAAGGGAUCGGACAGUCUGCAGCUAUUGGAUGAAGCGCAGGCAGGAGUCCGGCUGCUGAAAGCCCAGCUGGGUAACGUCAGUGCAGCGUAUGGAGAAAUCCAGAUCCGGCUGGACAUCUGUGCAGCGCGAGCAGCUGUGAAAGAUUGCUGUAGUGACGUGCUGACAAAGCUCUCCAGGGGCUGGAGGUUUUACGGUGGGAACCUCUAUUACUUUUCAAAAGGAAAGAAGUCGUGGGAUGCAUCCGAACGGUUCUGUGUGUCUCAGGACUCGCACCUGACCUCUGUCUCCUCCCAGGCAGAACAGGAGUUUCUCUCCAGCAAGACCCAGGGAGAAGAUCACUGGAUUGGACUCACCGACCGGGAGACAGAAGGCAGCUGGCGCUGGGUGGAUGGCACAGAAUACAGAGCAGACGCAAGCAGGGGGUUCUGGGUGCACAAUCAGCCAGACAACUGGGAUCAGAAGAUAGGAAGCAGAGAAGACUGUGUUGACAUGUAUCCAAUCAACCGGAAUUUGUGGAAUGAUGCCAACUGCACUCUGCUUUUCAGGUGGAUUUGUAAGCAGGUCCAUGGACAGGCUGGGUUUGAGGACAAUUUGAAGCAGCAGCAAAAACAGUGUCCGUGA
Gopherus evgoodei (Goodes thornscrub tortoise) is the source of this 1151-nucleotide messenger RNA. Its product is annotated as C-type lectin domain family 4 member F-like. The record is from RefSeq and is a predicted model, not a curated record. Gene Ontology annotation, biological process: biological process involved in interspecies interaction between organisms. Gene Ontology annotation, cellular component: external side of plasma membrane. The transcript has 8 exons. Gene Ontology annotation, molecular function: carbohydrate binding. Lineage: Eukaryota; Metazoa; Chordata; Testudines; Testudinidae. The coding region runs from base 60 to 1151 and encodes 363 amino acids.